UGACCCUUUAUCUUUAAUAAUUACUUUUAAUGCAAUCCUUUAGCAAUGCUUUUUAUUUAAGUCAUUUAAAGACCUUUCAAGCUGUGCUGGAGCCAAGGCCAGGCGCUGGGGGAAUUUUCCCGGGGUGUUUUUUCCUGGUUUGGGAGUUUUUUGGGGGUGAUUGCAGGGCCAGGGGAGGAGUUCCCCCACACCGAAUGAGCAUCAGCACCACCAAGGCCCCGAGCUCCCGCAGAACUUCCACGGCUUCCCGGAGAACUUCCACCAGCUCCGAGGGCAAAUCCACACGCAGGGGGACCCUGCUGGGAGUCCCAGGUCCUGUGCAGGUUUUUGAUGCUGAAGGGAAGAAUGUGACACCCCUGCCCCUCUUCCAGCCAGACCCAAAUGCUGAUGUGCCCAGGACAUAUAGGAGCAGCAGCUGGAUAUCAAACUUAUCAACAAUCAAGUUUGGCUUAGAUGAACCUCAACAAGACCCAGCUUUGAGCCUGUCUGCUGCACAGGAGGAGGAGGAGGARGCCCUGACAGAAGCAGAGCUGGAGCAGAGGGUGGAUAUUCUGCUGUCUGAGACAGACACGCUCCGGAUGUUGGAUCAGCCCCCUGCUCUGAUGUCCACGGAGGCAGAGGAGGCUGAGAAAGUUCAGGAGAGGAAUAGGAUUUAUGUACAGAUUUGCCACGCUAAAGUUGAUAGUGAAGACUUUGAAGAAAGAAUGGUGCAAACCCUUGGUGGAGCUGCCAAAACCAAGGAAGUGCAAUGUGACACAAUCAACACAGCAGAGAAAGGGACAGUGGUGACUUCUUGGGAUCUGGACAAUUCUCUGGAUGCCUCAGAAGCAGAACCUACAGAAACAGAAGAACCUGAAACCACAGCAGAGGAAAGCAGCAAAUCUCCCCCWGCUGAAGAGCACRGUCAGCCUGUGGCUGUCCCUUCUCRCAGAGACAGUGCUGUUCCUGCCAGGAGCCAGGAGGAGAAGGAAUGCAAUCCAGAAGAGAUCUUAGCAUCAGAGAGCCURCAGCACGAUUUAGUUGUCAUGGAGAGGAUUCUCAUGGAGAAUAUUUUCCAACCCAAACUUGCAGUUUAUCGGCAGAUUCCUGUCCUUAUAGAGCCUGAAACUCCCUCAGAGACUGACUCAGAAGAAGAUUCAGAUGAAGAGGAAGAGGUGAAGAAGGAGGAGGAGAAAAAGGAGGAAACACUCGUUAGACGAUCGGUUUUGUUAGAUCUGACUGUAACUCCAGAACAAGUUUUAGUUCCCAGCCUGGAGCUGCUGUGGUCAUACAGCUGUGAUUUAACCCGUGGUCACAGUGUGAGCAGUAUGGCAUGGAACAAAGUGAAUCCUGAUCUCUUAGCAGUUGGUUACAGAGAGUUUGUUUCUCAGGAUCAGAAGAAAGGCCUGGCUUGCUGCUGGUCACUGAAGAACCCCAUGUGGCCYGAGCGCAUUUUCCACUGUGARCACGGUGUCACCGCUGUGGAUUUCUCCCUGGGCAGCCCCCACCUCUUGGCAGUUGGGAUGGCCAAUGGAUGUGUGGCUGUCUACGAUGUCCGGAGCCGCGAUGACACCGCUCUGCUGGACAGCAGUGCAUCCUUAAAUAAACACACAGGUUCUGUGUGGCAGCUGAGGUGGGUGGAACAGGACAGAGGUGCAACAGGAGGUGACAAAAAAGAGAAGCUGAUUUGCAUCUCAGCAGAUGGGCGAAUGACAGAGUGGCUCAUACAGCAACGGCUGGAUUGCUCAGAUCUGAUGAAAAUCAAGCGAAGAGAAAGUACAAAGAAAAAGCUGCCAGGUGAGAGAGAAAGGAAAAGUGAAGCUCCCAUUUCUCAACAGGCAGCUGGAAUGUGCUUCGACUUCCAUCCAGAGGAUCCUAGUAUUUAUCUUGUUGGAACAGAAGAGGGCCACAUCUACUGCUGCUCUUGCUCAGGCAAGGAGCAGAUUCUGGGGACAUACAGAGGCCACAAGGGUCCUGUGUACAAAGUUGCCUGGAAUCCCUCCAGCACAGACAUGUUCCUCAGCUGCUCUGCUGACUGGAACAUUCUUUUAUGGCACCGAGAUUCCCACACCCCCCUUGUGACCUUCACCACUGCCACAGAUUCUGUUCAUGACAUCAAGUGGGCCCCAAAAUCAGCCUUCAUCUACGCAGCAGUCCAUGAAAGCAGGGUGGAGAUUUGGGAUCUGAGUGCCAGCAUCUUCAACCCCGUGCUCUCCUGUGCUACCUGCUCYGAAGGGAAUCUCACCUCUGUGCUCUUUGCCAAAAAUGCUGAGUGCCUGCUGCUGGGGGACAGCUCUGGGGACGUCGGAGUGUGGCAGCUGCACGACCUGGCUGCUCCCAAAACCAAGGUUGGUUCCUUGCGAGACGUUGUUGCUCCUGCUAGAGCUGUGUAACAGCAGCUGAUGUCCCUUCUCCACUGGAAAGCAGCAGGAGAGACUUGCAGUAGUAUGAACACAAACUGGUUAUCCUUUUUUGAAUCAUUAAAGUUUCUUUUUGAAGCCAUACUGUUUAGGAACUUCUUCCAAAUACCCCAAAUUUCCCGCUGGGAGUCCCCUCAUUGCACCAUCAGUGUUCAUACAUGGAUGGCCUUCUCUGGAAUAUUCUCUUUAGGCCUUUAUCCCCUUAUUUUCCCCCCUCAGGGUCUUGUCUCCUUGGGUUGGAAGCAGGCAGUGUUUGGCUGUCUAAGCUUGUUUUUUUGAGGGGCAGAACAGAAGAAAAGAACAAAACACCCACCUGGAAGAUUUUCAGGAACUUCCUGCCCACAGGAAACAGGGAGCAUCUCCAGAGGAGUGAUGAAGCACAAGUUAUAGCCCUGCAGCCCAAUGAGCACAAUAUGUAUGGAAAUGUGCAUUUUAUAGAUGUAGAACAUCCAGCCUCUCUCAUUAUCCUGACAAUAAACCCCAACAUUCAAACACAGCACUGAAUUAARGAUCAUUUGUGAGGCAUUAACAGCCACUUCCUUCUGCGUGCUGCACGUCUGGCAGGGAACAUGCAAACUUCCCCCUGACAUAAAAUUCAUCUUGCUGCAUUUCAAAGAAAGACACUCAUUARGGUGAAUCAUUUGUUGACCAUUAUUACAAUUCUGACCAAAACACACCCCAUAUUUUCCAUUCAUGCCCAUGAYUGUUUGCUUACUGGCUAAAAACAAGCUUUCUGUCAAGGCUGUAAUGCAGUGAAAACUAAUUAACUGUAACAUUAUGGUGCUGGARAGUCCUGGUGGUGCCAGGAAAGGCUCAAUAUCUCCAAAGUUUCUCAUGUAUGUUGUCCUUAAACGUGGAAUUUCUGACCACAUAAUUAACAAAUUUCCUCCUUAAGGCAUUUUAUUGCAAGGAUUUGUUAUAGAAACUUAAAGAGACUGACGCCAACAACGUCAGGAAGCAGUAACUUGUAACCAACCUCUGCUCCCAGAGCAGGUAACUCAGCUCUGAGUGCUGCAGGAUCAGAUCCUGUCACUGGACACACUGGGAAUCCUGGCUGG
This is a messenger RNA of Malurus melanocephalus (red-backed fairy wren), 3457 nucleotides long. It is a transcript of the gene DNAI4, whose product is annotated as dynein axonemal intermediate chain 4. The record is from RefSeq and is a predicted model, not a curated record. Gene Ontology annotation, biological process: cilium movement. Lineage: Eukaryota; Metazoa; Chordata; Aves; Passeriformes; Maluridae. The transcript has 16 exons. Bases 30 to 2372 code for a protein of 780 amino acids. Gene Ontology annotation, molecular function: dynein light chain binding; dynein heavy chain binding. Gene Ontology annotation, cellular component: axonemal dynein complex.